Molecule: messenger RNA, 2476 nt
Organism: Misgurnus anguillicaudatus (oriental weatherfish)
Lineage: Eukaryota; Metazoa; Chordata; Actinopteri; Cypriniformes; Cobitidae
Source: RefSeq, a predicted model, not a curated record
CAUCAUAGUUUCUAAUACAAAUAGUUGUAUGUUUCUAACUUGGACUCAAACUAAAAUCUUCUUUUGCUUUUGUAUUUUCUCCUUGUGAUGUAAAAUAGGGUUUCAGCUGACACAGAGGAGGACUGGAAUCUGGAGUCCAUUCACGAGCGCCCACAUUCAAAAUAACAAGUAUUUUGUUAUAAUGUUGAAAUGGUUUUUUCUGAAAUAGUUUUUUCUAUGUGCUUUGGUGUGCAGAGAAGUUCUGAAUUGAUAUACAUCAUGUAGUAUGUAGUGCUGACUCAUUCUCAUUUGAUUAUCAUGUCAUUUGAUUAACAUGUGUCUAUUUGGAGUCUCCAGGUGCACUUUUUUUAAAUUAAAGUUUACAGAAACUACAUUUUUUGCAGUAUCAUUCUCAAAUUUGAAUCACAACAUGGUCAGACAUUCAGUUUACCUAUAUGGUGUCCCCAGGUGUGUGACAUGGCAAUUUCAUACCUUUAUUGCUAAGUGAAUGUUAUUUAAAAAAAAACAGAAGUCAUUUAAUGUAUAUUUUACCUUGUUUUACUCUGUUCCUAUAGUAUCUAAGUUGUUAUGACUAUUGGGCAACAAUAUAUCAAGUGUCUAGUUUCAAACAAGACCAGAAUAUAGACCAUAGGGUUGAAGAGCUGCAGACAUUUUAGUUUGGGUUUGUCGUUUUUUAGAAAAUGCUCAAAAAUAGGGUUGUGGGUAUAGGAGGUUAUAACAUCCACAACUAAUGUGAACAUAGGCUUUAAUGCUGAAUAGAUGAUUUUUGCAUAUUUUUCACCAAAAUGGCUGAAUAUCCUGUGUGUGUUAACAGUUAACUUGAGAGUAUCGGACACACCGCCGCCAUUAAAGUUUUUUCCCCCGCAUAUAACGUUAAGUUACCCGCUGACGCUACCCGCUAAGUGCAUUUUACAAGUACAAUUUUGCAAAUUUUUCACCAAAAUGGCUGAAUAUCAUGUCCAUUGUGUGUUAACAGAUAGAAGAGCUGCGCAUAUCGGACACACCGCCGCCAUUAACGGUUUCCCCCUACAUAUUACCCACCGACUCAUCAGAGACUGCAGGUUACACUAUCUUUGCUUAGGAAUUGAUAAAAGAGCUGCGCAUAUCGGACACACCGCUGCCAUUAACGUUUUUUCGCCCGCAUAUAACGUUACCUGCUGACUCAUCACAGUACGUUGCACAAAUGUUCUGUGUUGUGCAAUAUUUUGAUGCCAAGAAGUCUGUGUCUGUGGUGCCUUAAUCAUGGUACAACGACGGUUUUACUUUCUGGCCAAAUUACACAAGCGAUGAGAGGAUUAACAAAACUGUGAAGUCCGCUGAAGUGCCAGGCCACAAAUGGUCGAAGCAUCCUGUCAGACUAUUGAAGACAUGGUGACUUCCUGUCAGCCUGGCAAGGAAUGAAACAAUCACUGACAUGUGACACAUCGGAGCUAGACACCGAUGAUGAAAAUGAGGAAGUUGGUCGAGGCAAAAGAUCACCUAAACCUUUUGAAAUGUGUCUCCUAAAAAUUAGGCAUCAUUAUGGUGAUACUGAAGACGACAGUGACAGAGAGCCUGCAUCUAGGAAAGCACCCACAUCAUUGAUUCAACAUCGGCCAUCUUCAGGACCCUCAUUAAUGUCACGAUGAUUCAAUCAGCACAGAAUGUUCCUGAUGCACAGAAGGCCAUUAUGACAGCUUCUGAGGAGCUUCUGGGGUCUCUGCGACAUAUACAAGCCUUGGAGGACAGAGAUGACUUGGUACACGCAGCAUUGAACUUCUUGCUGGAGAGCAGGUUGAGAGAUUCUUUGGAACAAUUUCAAGAAGGCCUGCAGUGUUUAGGGCUAAUUCAAGAUUUACAGAAGAAUCCCAGUCUCUUUAGAGUGGUACUGAUGUUUGAGGAGAAGCCCCUAACUGCAAGAGAUUUGGCUGAUCUGUUCGUACCUCAGCUGUCUCCGCUAGGAACCAAUAAAAGAGAACUGGAGAGUAAAAUUAUUUGCUACUGGAGGGACUGGCUCCUGGAUGUGGAAGAGGGAGCUUCAUCACCUCUUUCCCUGAAGAACAUUUUGGCAUUUGCGUCAGGAUCGACAGAAAUCUCUAGAUUGGGUUUUCCUGUAGAUCCAACCCUGGAAUUUCUACAUCAACAGGAAUCUGAGACUCCAAAGAUUUUUCCCGAAGCCAACACAUGUAGGUUUUGUUUGAGGCUUCCCAUACAUAAUAAUUACGAAGCGUUUGUAGAAUUUAUGAGGAGUGGCAUUUUGCAAGCACCUACAUUCGGCGUGAUUUAAUUGACUUUUUUAUUGUAAUGCCCAUUUGUUGUGGCUGUUACUGUUCUCUAAAGUCAGGUGUCAUUAAAUAGUCAUUCAUUUAUUCAAUGUUUUUGACUUCUAAUAAAAGACAUGCAAAAAAGAGUUAGUAAUAUCUUAAAAAUGUUCCAGAAGCCAACACAUGUUUAUGGCUUACCAUACAUAAUAAUUACGAAGCGUUUGUAGAAAAUA